This is a messenger RNA of Lentinula edodes (shiitake mushroom), 1342 nucleotides long. RefSeq lists its product as uncharacterized. The transcript is spliced from 4 exons. The record is from RefSeq and is a predicted model, not a curated record. The coding region runs from base 1 to 963 and encodes 320 amino acids. NCBI's taxonomy places the organism in Eukaryota, Fungi, Basidiomycota, Agaricomycetes, Agaricales, Omphalotaceae.
AUGGUCCUUCAGCAAGCUCAAACAUACGUGCAAGCCACUCUGGGCACGAAAGUCGGUGGAUUUGUCUUCUUUGUGCCCAUUGAGAUUGACGACGAAUCUAUAAUGGCCAAACAAUUAGGACACUUUAGUUGCGAAUGGAUCAGCUUACUCGUAUCAAUUCUUGAUUUUUUUGCCUCAGCUCCACGAGAAUUCCUUCCAGAGCUUCCUGGUGGUAAUUUUUUUCACGAGCGAGCGUUUAAGGCGCCUUCAAACGGAGCCAAACCCACGGAAUUCUCUGACAGUCAAGCAGACCCGAAGACUCGAAUUCAUAUAGACCGUCCUCGGGAGCCUGGUAAUACCUCAGUUUCAAUUGCUCUUCUCGUGCCAUCCUUUGGAAACUUCCAGACGAACAUCAAAAACAUCGCACCCUCCGACCGCGCCAUGCUUUUUGCGACGAAGAUGGCCAAUGAACUCUGUGUUAUCUUUCGUGACGAGCAAGAAAGGGAGCAGAUAUUCUGUUCAAUCUUAAGCGAAUUUCUCGGCGAAGAUGUCUCAAAGGCUAUACGAUUGGCGAUUCCAAGACCGAUGGAUGGUGCCGCACGGCUUCUCCUCAAGGUCAAAUUAGAACAAAUCGGCACCAGUGAUCCUUGCUUUCAAGUUUCGUUGUACUAUCUCGAGAAUACGCGCCGAGUUCGCCAGGAUGUUGUCAAUAGCAACGAAGAAGCGGCGGCUUGGGCCAGGGCAAGACUACCGUCGAUUCUGAUAUCACAUCCUGGCCCCAAUAUCCAAAUCCUUGGCGGUGUUAUGACUGACCGACCCCAGUUCAGAGUUCUCACACCAUCUGUGCCCAUGUAUUACCAUGUUUCGAAUCAAGACCUGUUUCUUGGAUUCGCGCGCACCCUGACAGCCCUUAAUGUCCUUUUUGUUGACCUCGGCAAGCUGUACGACAACCCUCCUCCCCUCAACCCCUUCCUUCCUGUUUAACAUGUGUACCCUUACUCACGUGAAUUCAAACGUGGUAAUCAGGUCGUUACUUUCACUUAUUAAUUGAAGCGCGUCGACCCCAUUCGGCUUGUCUUUGAGGUUGAAACCGAGGAAAAGGACAUUCUAUAUAUAAAAGAUACGCAACAGUAUGGCGCCGAAGCCCAUCGGAAGGCGCACAAAUUGGGGAUUGCGCCGGAGCUUCUGGCGUAUGAUGACAAGCUGCCUGGAGGUUGGAAGAUGGUAGUCAUGAAACCGAUUCCAAAAGGUUAUGUGGAAACAGAUAGUAUAAAGGGAGUGAGGAACAAGGGAAGGUUCAAGCUGUGGUCGUUGCAAAAAUGAGACCUUGCUUUGGAGAAGGAUUUGUUCACGGUAACCUUCG